AUGUCAUCUCUGCGUGUUUUGGCUGUGGGCGAAAAUACCAAUGUUUUGCUGUAUGCGUGGCGAAUCCAGCAGUCCAAAAGUGUGAGUCUAACAUAUCUCAGCAGUUUGAAAUCUGCCGAUUUCAGUGUGGAUACUGCUCAGUAUGGCAGCGAUAAGUUUCGGUUUGAGCAGCACUUCCAAAACGUGGAGGAGCUGCUGAGCAGCGGAGAAGGCAACUCUCGAGUUUUCGACCUUGUUAUUCUCAGUGCGCCGUCGCUACAAGAAAUGUCGAGCCUAGCUGCGAAACUCAAUCCAGUUUUGAAUCUCAACACGAAGAUUUUGGUGGAAAGUUCGGGAUUUGUGCAUCUUGAGCCCUUUGUGAAAAUGUCCAUUGAGUUUGGUCAACUGAAGGUCUUUUCAGUCAUGUGUGACUUUGAUCUCCGCCAAAUCUCUUCUUCCCACUUUGCACAAGCCUCACAUCAAUUGGCGCCGUGCAACAUUUUUCUUGGCGAAGCCGCUGUAAAGGGUGGUGCCAAGUACUCAAGCGAUAACGUGGCUCUCUUGGAAACUUUUAAAAGACUGUUUGUGAAGCUUUUUCCGCAAGACCAGGUCCAUGUGUGCAAUUUCUCAUAUGCGGAGUUUCUAUCACAGCAAUGGAAAUUAGCACUUCCCCGUAUUUGCUUUGACCCUCUUUACAUUCUACUUGAAAAUUCUCGACCCGAAGAACUGAAUGAACAGAUCUUGGCCAAGCCGUUGAUUUCAGGAUUAGUUACCGAAAUAAUCACGGUAACCAAAACAAUGGGCGCUAAACUUCCUGCAGGGUUUGACAAUGAAAAAGAUUUGUUGCAACAAUGGCUCAAGACGACAAACAAUGAGUUACCUCAAUUAGCGUAUCAUUUUCUUCAAAAAACUGCUCCCUUGAACAUUGAUCUACUUCUUUUGCAGCCUAUAUUACUUGCUGACGAUUACGGUAUCAAAACUCCAUACUUGGAGUUUCUUUAUUCGAUGAUGUGCCAGUAUCAGAAGAUAAACGAUGGAAGCUCUAAAUUAUUUGCCAGGGCCAGUACACAGUCGAAGUUCAUCGAGGAAUUACGUAAACUUGAGAUUGAGCAUGACAGAUUAAAGUCGCAACUUCGUUCAGCUGAAGAUACGUUGGUGACCGCCGAACAAACUCACUCGGCACAAAUGAAGGCAAAAGAGAACUUAGAACUAGCUCAAAGAAACGAAAUUGGAUAUCUUAAGGGGCAGAUUACAAAGAUUAACAGCGAUUUGGUCAAUGAGCAGCGUAAAGUUAGUAUUCUCGAGGCAAACCAAAGAAAACUCGCAGAGCAGCAGCAGCAGCAGCGCAAAUUACAGCAACAACCACAGCAACAACCACAGCAACAUAUACCGCAACAGCAGCCGCUACCGCAGCAAUCUCAUCUACAGAAAGCGGUUGGAAGCUUUCAAGAAGGGGCGAACUCCGCGGAGCCGGUUAGUAACAGCUCGUCCGCUGGCACUCCAAACCUUCGUGAACUAGAAGACAUUGCGGUGUAUGGAGUUCAUUAUGGCAUGUCUCCAACGCAAGACCGUCAAGUCGAUUCUCGAGACGCGGAGCCAGGCAUCCAAGCUGUGCCUGUCAAUACCAAUGAAGUGCAUGCUGCUGGCGCUCCUGGUACCGAUUCCAAUAUUGAAGGUAGCGAUACUACUUUGCGCGAGCGCGAGCUUGAAUUGCGCAGACGUGAACUGGAACUGCAAGAAAAGGAAUUUGAACUUCAAAGAAGAGCUGCCGCAAGGCCAAGACCCGCUAAGUACCAGAGUGCACCCAUGAUACAACCGGGACCCAUACCUAACGGUCAUGGUUCAAGAAAACCUUCGUACUCGCAUGCAAACACCAGAAAUAACAGGCAAAUGCACGGCGCUUCACAGAGCAUUAUAACGCAUAUGCCUGAUCCUAACAUGCAAAAUCCCGCGGGGCAGCCCUCUCCUGUGCCAGGACAACUUGGACCUGCCAUUGGGGGACCUGUUAGCGGGCCGCCAGCUCCACAAGGUCACCACUCACACCAAUUCAAGACGACAAGUCGUAAGAACAGGCGUAGCAACAUGCCAAAUUUGCGCCAUGCAUCUAGCGUAGACGUUUUGUCUAUGGCUGGAACGGGUACUGCACCACAUGGUGCGCCGGGUGCACACCAGCCGUCGGCCGCUAAUAACUCGGGCACAAGACUGAACUCCAUGAUGGGCAAUGGUCCUCCACCUUCCAUCACGCUAAACAAACCGCAAAACGGGAGCAACCUGCAGUUGAAUAAUGUACCAAACCCAUCUUCGCAGAACUUCAAAGUGGGUCCACCUUAUUCCAAUGGGUCCGGCUCGUCAUUGCCACCACAACAACAACAGCAUAGACAAAUAAGCUCUAGCACCGUGCUUGCUGAAGAUCCCGUACAGGCCAACAUUUCUUCGCAUACGGUGGUCCAUAACCCUGUCCCACAACAAGCUUUGAAUGGCCAUUCCAGUGGUUCUUCGAUAUCAGCGGACUCACCAUCCGCUAUGUCACCUAAUGACAAUAUGAAUGUCAGUGAACCAUCGCCCAUUUCGGCUUCUGAAGCGCAUGGCCAAGAAAACACAUUACCUUCCACUCAAAAUUCGAGUACCAUGCUCGACACGGGCUUCGAUUUGAAUCCCAAAGAAUCGAACAAGAAGAAAUCUAAGUUUGGUUUGUUUGGCAAGAAAAGGAACAAAUAG
Lachancea lanzarotensis is the source of this 2697-nucleotide messenger RNA. RefSeq names its product LALA0S04e04786g1_1. The transcript has a single exon. The coding region runs from base 1 to 2697 and encodes 898 amino acids. The record is from RefSeq and is a predicted model, not a curated record. Gene Ontology annotation, cellular component: cytoplasm. Lineage: Eukaryota; Fungi; Ascomycota; Saccharomycetes; Saccharomycetales; Saccharomycetaceae. Gene Ontology annotation, molecular function: oxidoreductase activity.